CGGAAGUUGAAAGUUGACAGGGCAGCAAUCACAUGACUGAGAAGAUGGCUUCCGUACAGUGGCAUCCGAGGGAAAGGAACUACAAAGCAGAGCUUGAAUCAUGCAGAUUGGAGCGGGUGGCUGUAGAAUAUGGGGACUAUCAUCCUCUGAAACCAAUUACUGUUACAGAAUCCAAAACCAAAAAGAUGGGGCGGAAAGAGAGCACGUCCUCCAGUUCUUCAUCUUGUUCUUCCAACUCCAUUGUGGACCCACUAAGCAGCGUUUUGGAUGGCACAGAUCCUCUUUCCUUGUUUGCAGCCACAGUAGAGACAUCUAAUAUGCAGGAUGGCAGCAAAAAGAAGAGAGAACAGGACGAUAUUGUUGGUAGUGACUUUGAGCCGUGGUCAAGCAAACGUGGUGAGAUCCUGACCAGAUACACAACAACUGAGAAGCUCUCCAUUAAUCUCUUCAUGGGAUCAGACAGAGGAAAACCCACAACGCCAGGUUCUGCUGUCUCUGAAAAAGUUAGAACACGGCUUGAAGAGCUUGAUGACUUGGAGGAGGGAUCGCAGAAAGAGCUUCUGAAUUUAACGCAACAGGAUUACAUCAGCAGGAUUGAGGAACUGAACCAAUCCCUGAAGGAUGCCUGGGCUUCGGAUCAGAAAGUCAAAGCAUUAAAAAUCGUUAUACAGUGCUCUAAACUGCUCUCAGAUACUGCUGUGAUCCAGUUCUACCCAAGCAAGUUUGUGUUGAUCACAGAUAUCCUGGAUACGUUUGGAAAGCUUGUGUACGAGCGCAUUCUGUCAAUGUGUGUGGAUAAUCGCACUUCUUUACCUGCUAAUUUCUCUCCAGACAAUGUGAGUGACACUGCCAAAGAGACUUGUCUAAACUGGUUCUUCAAGAUUGCCUCCAUCCGAGAACUGGUCCCUAGAUUCUAUGUGGAGGCAGCAAUACUAAAGUGCAACAAAUUUCUCUGCAAAACGGGGCUGUCUGAGAGUCUUACUCGCCUAACGUCCAUGAUCAAGGGAAUAGGAGAUCCUCUUGUGUCUGUGUACGCCAGAGCUUAUCUCUGUAGGGUUGGAAUGGAAGUGGCGCCAAACGUCAAAGAAAGUUUAAACCGUAACUUUUUCGACUUCCUACUCACCUUUAAACAAAUUCACAGUGACACAGUGCAGAACCAGCUGGCAGUGCAGGGGGUGGAGGUGCCUAUUUAUCUGACUCUGUACUCGCCUGCUAUAGACUGGAUAUUGCGAUGCAUCGCCUACCGAGCGCCAGAGGCUCUGUUGACUGAGAUGAUGGAGAGGUGCAAAAAGCAGGGGAACAAUGCAUUGCUCUUAAAUUCUGUGAUGUCAGCUUUCAGAGCAGAGUUUAUUGCUGCUCGUUCGAUGGACUUCAUUGGAAUGAUAAAAGAGUGCGACGAAGCUGGAUUCCCCAAGCAUCUUCUCUUCCGAUCUCUGGGAUUAAAUGUAGCCUUGGCUGAUCCGCCUGAGAAUGACAGACUGCAGAUUCUAAACGAGGCCUGGAAAGUUAUCACCAAGCUGAGAAACCCGCAGGAUUAUAUCAACUGUGCAGAGGUGUGGGUAGAAUAUACCUGCAGACACUUUACGAAGCGAGAAGUCAACACCAUUUUGGCUGAUGUCAUAAAACAUAUGACCCCAGACCGUGCGUUUGAAGAUUCGUACCCACAGCUGCAGUCGGUAAUAACGAAAGUCAUAGCUCAUUUCCACGAUUUCUCAGUGCUCUUCUCCAUAGAAAAAUUCCUGCCGUUUCUGGAUAUGUUCCAGAAAGAGAGUGUGAGAGUGGAGGUGUGUAAAUGCAUUAUGGAAGUAUUUAUUAAACAUCAACGUGAAGUUACUAAAGAUCCGGUCAUACUUAAUGCUCUCCUUCACGUGUGCAAGACCAUGCACGACUCUGUAAAUGCGCUGACCCUCGAAGAUGAAAAGCGAAUGCUGGCUCAUCUCAUCAAUGGCUUCAUAAGAAUGGUCUCCUUUGGACGUGACUUUGAGCAGCAGCUGAGCUUUUACGUGGAAGCCAGAUCAAUGUUUUGUAAUCUGGAGCCUGUUCUGGUUCAGUUAAUCCAUAGUGUGAAUAAUCUGGCAAUGGAGACAAAGACCGUUAUGAAAGGAAAUCAUUCUCGGAAGACAGCUUCAUUUGUCAGGGCUUGUGUUGCCUUUUGCUUCAUCACCAUACCGUCACUGACCAGCAUCUUCACGCGGCUCAAUCUGUACCUACACUCAGGCCAGGUAGCUCUUGCAAACCAGUGCCUUUCCCAAGCGGAUGCCUUCUUUAAAGCUGCCGUAAGCCUCGUUCCAGAGGUACCAAAGACUCUCAGCAUAGACGGAAAGAUGAGAUCCUCUGAAGCGUUUCUCUUGGAAUUUCUUAGCAACUUUUUCUCUACAUUAUUGGUGGUGCCUGACCACCCAGAGCAAGGAGUUUUAUUCCUGGUCCGCGGACUGCUAAAUGUUAUUGAAGAUUUCACCUGGGAAGAUAAUAGUGACGAUAAAGUGCGAAUUUACUCUACUGUUUUACACCUGCUUGCAGCCUUGAGCCAAGAAAGCUAUCUUUAUCAUGUGGACAAAGUUGAUUCUAAUGAUAAUCUGUACGGCGGAGACACAAAAUUUCUCUCAGAAAUAAAUAAACUGUGCGAUACAUUAAUAGGACAGAUUUUGGAGCAUCUCAAGGCUCUCGGCAAAGAAAAGACUCUAAAGCGUCAGAGCUUCCUGGCCUUGCAGUUAUUUAAUAGCAUUCUUGCUCAUGGCGAUCUGAGAAACAACAAACUUAACCAGCUCGCUGUAAAUCUAUGGAAUCUUGCUCAAAAACAUGGCUUUGCGGACACCAAAACCAUGGUGAAAACAUUGGAUUAUAUCAAAAGAAGAAGCAAACAGCCAAACUCGGGUCAUUUCAGUGAUCUGGCAGCCAGACUACCACUGCAGUCUAGAACUUAACAUCAUGACAUUACCAUAUCUAGUAAUUAAAUGUACAAUAGAUAAAAAAAAGUGAUCAUUUACCUUUAUCAAUCAUCUUGUAUCUAUGAACUGCCGACAAGCUCUCUGCAGUGGAUUUCUGUGCCUUUGAACGAACGUUACAUAUACAGUAUAUAUAUAUAUAUAAUGUGGCAUUGAAAGGGUUAUGUUUUUGUACUGCCUUAUGCGCUCUGCGUUACUGUUGCUAGAAUAAAGUGGUACAACCACAGCUAAACAUAAAACCUAAUGUUAGUUAGCUCUAAUGUUCUACUUGUGUCGGCUGCUGUCAGAUUUCUCCUCCACCCCUGCUGAGCACAGCAGAUCAGUUUGGACUUUUUGAAUGAACUUUUUUCUUAAAUGACAGAGGUAAGUGCAUCAUGUUCGCUUAAACUGUACAUUCAGAUUAUCAUUCUGCAGUGUUUGUAUUAAAGGGACAGUUUACCCAAACAUGUCUCCCCUUUAAUUUGAUCCCAAUGAUCCAUUUUACCUGCUGGAGGUGUAUUAAAUUGUUUACAAGUAGCUCCUUUACCCUUAUUUCGUCAUUUGAAAUAGCUGUUUUAGUCUGUGGUAUCCCCACCUAUACUGAAAUGUUCUAUACUUAAAGGGACAUGAAACCCACAUUUUUUUCUUUUAUAAUUUAGAAAGAUGAUGACAUUUUAAACAACUUUCUAAUUUACUUCUAUUAUCUAAUUUGCUUCAUUGUCUUGAUAUUCUUUUCUGAAAAGCAUAUCUAGAUAGGCUCAGUAGCUGCGGAUUGGUUGCUGCAGAUGUGUGAUUGACUAACCCAUGUGCAUUGCUCUUUCUUCAACAAAGGAUAUCUAAAAAAUAAAGCAAAUUAGCUAAUAGAAGUAAAUUGGAAUGUUGUUUAAAAUUGUAUUCGCUAUCAUGACAGAAAAAAAUUGGGUUUAGUGUCCCUUUAAGUCCAGGCUAUUGACAAGCUAUGUAAACACAGCCAGCAGAAAAAUUGCACUCUUAGUAGGGUGUAGAAGAGAUAAGGAAAUUAUAAUUUUCCAUUGUUCUCUAAGUAUUGGCUUUGGUUUGCAAACAAAUAUAAGACAAGGAAGUAAGUGUGUGUACACAAAGUGAUAACAUGAGAUCUCACUUUACCUGCAAGCUCAACCCAUUGUAAUAGGUUGUGGUUUCAAAGCACAAAACCAGCUAUUUCAUAUACACAAAUAAACCUGAAAAUGCAAUUUCUCAUAGAUUUUAUACUUUGCAGCUGGUAUAACAAGUCAUUGGAAAUACAUUAAGGGGAAAACAAUUUUACAGUAUACUGUGCCUUUAAUGAAAGCUUCUAUGUGUCAGUAUCAGCACAAAUUAGUCACAGCAGUAGUGAGUCUGUCACUGUGACUUUAAUGAAAUGGUCCAUUACUCACGUUACGUAGACUGCGCCAGCAGCCAUUGGAUUCUCUUUUUGCUUGUACAGCAGUUUGCCAUUACUAUUAUAGAUAUAGGUCUAUAGAUACAGAGGUGUUGCGCAUCUCUUCCAGGUCUGCUUAUGGAAGCGCCAUACAGAGGUAAUCUGACCCCUUAAAUCAUGGAGAUCAGAAUGAUAGGGCAGGGGGUAUUUAAAUGUAAGCUAACAUCACUUUUCAUAACAUUCCUCAGAUAUCAAAUUAUUUAUAAUGGUUAAAAACAAAGGAAUAUGUUACUCCUUAUACUUUUAUUGAACCUAUUUCUAUUGGUAUAUACACAUUGAAAUGUUCAUGUAACUAGUCAAUAAACAUAGAGAAAAUUGUA
Bombina bombina (fire-bellied toad) is the source of this 4682-nucleotide messenger RNA. RefSeq names its product VPS35 endosomal protein sorting factor like (gene VPS35L). The record is from RefSeq and is a predicted model, not a curated record. The coding region runs from base 33 to 2924 and encodes 963 amino acids. Gene Ontology annotation, cellular component: endosome. The transcript has 31 exons. NCBI's taxonomy places the organism in Eukaryota, Metazoa, Chordata, Amphibia, Anura, Bombinatoridae. Gene Ontology annotation, biological process: endocytic recycling.